This is a messenger RNA of Bacillus rossius redtenbacheri, 5346 nucleotides long. RefSeq lists its product as uncharacterized. Gene Ontology annotation, cellular component: plasma membrane. Gene Ontology annotation, biological process: calcium ion import across plasma membrane. The transcript is spliced from 3 exons. Gene Ontology annotation, molecular function: stretch-activated, monoatomic cation-selective, calcium channel activity. The record is from RefSeq and is a predicted model, not a curated record. Lineage: Eukaryota; Metazoa; Arthropoda; Insecta; Phasmatodea; Bacillidae. Bases 147 to 761 code for a protein of 204 amino acids.
AUUCUUUGUCAGAUUGUUAUUGUGUCUUUUUUGUGAUAUUGCUAUGUUUUUUUAUUUAAAAAAUAAAAAUUUUAGUUUAUGUACUUUAACUUUUUGAUAUGUAUGACAAUUUUACGGUCCUGAACAUAUAAUUCCACCUCUUAAGCAUGCCAACACUGGAGGCGUACCGGCGCUGGGCGUGCGGCGCUCUGCUCCCGCACUUCGUGGACUCGGGCGAUACGAGGGUGAGGCCUUGCCGCAGCGACUGCCAACGAGUGGAACAGCGCUGCCCGUUCUUCCUGCCGGGGGACCGCGCCCCUCCCUGGGACCGAGCCCCAGUCUACCCCACGCAGUACGCCGGGGAGCCCACCUUCCUGUGCCUCGACCCACACAUCCCGGAGACGGGCGAGCAGCUGAGCAAGUCGUCGUACGGGCCUGCCUCGUGCUGCUUCUCGCACUGCGGCCCGCCGGGGGCCCCGCUGUGCCGCAGGCGGUGCGAGGGGCCGCGCCCCCCGGACACCGUGCAGCACGCCCCCUACUGCGCGGGGCUCGCUAACCUGAGCGAGCUGCGUCCCGAGCCUCGCCCCGCCCUGUCCGCCUGCCCCUCGACGGUGCUGAUGCCCGCCUCGGCGCCCCGCAUGCGCCCCGCCUGGACUCUUCUCGGACUGCUAUUACACUUCUGUAUGGUGGCAAGGACCGGCGAUACGGAUCACUCGUUGUUACGUCAUACCGUCACGUUCAUUUUAGUCCGUAGUUUUACUCUUGUUUGGGGAAACGCAUAGUGAGAAUUACUUGUGUUUUAUUUUUUUAUUUGAUAUGAAAUAGUGUUACCUAACGGAUUUUCAUGUUAAACAGAAUUCGAUGAUGUACGUACAUUAUGUAGUAAGGCUGUGUACACCCUGACGGCUUGGUGGUGGGGAAAUAAACGAUGGGAAGCUGACGGGACGGUUUCGUGUCGACCUUUUUAAUUUUAUAACUUGCGAGCAUUGUGAUAAAGCCUUAUAGUUACCGGGUGAGGCGUGCUCGUGGCCGCGACGGUCACAUCGUGUCGUUUCUAACUGCUCCGGUGGCUGUGCUGGUGGUUCGAGGUGUCGCUGUUCUCCUCGGUUGCAGACGUAGCUAUUUGCAUUGUAGUUCGGUGAGACGUCCAAAAGUAUAUACUUAAAGCAGGCACUAAGUAUGUUGAUAAUCAUGUGUGAUGUAUGUGACAUAUUGCACAAUUGAUGUGUAGGUAUUAUACAUAGAGUAAAUUUAAUUAGUUUUGUGAUAAAAUGUUCUGUUGAAGAAGUUUCAGAAUUCUUUCUUUUUUUAAUUAUUCCCAUUAGCUGAAAUAAGAAAGAAAUUUUCAAAGUAUCUGAAUGACUAUUAAUAUUAUCAAGUUCAGCAUGUUAAUAUAAUGGAUCAUAUAAUAUUCUCACUGUAAAAACAAAGCAAAUAUUGUGGAUCUUCAAUUUAUUCUUUAACAUUUUGUGUACCUGAGUAUUAUACAGAUUUUUUUUUUGUUUUGCUGAUUUUUUCGUGCCUACGUGAUGCAAAUUACUUAAUUUAAUAUAUAGUUGCCAUUACCUCAAUAAUAACUAUGUAUACGACCACAAUCAGUGCAAACAUUAAGUAUGUGUUAAGUUUCUGAGCCUUCCCUCAGUCCUUGGUUCGGCACGGCUGCGCGACAGCUAGGGGAGGCAGAGCCGUGCUGCCAUCCGCGCGACGCACGGAGGAACUACGCUACGCUAACAAACAUUUCAACUCACACAAACAAUAAGCUAAAGUGGUGCUAAACGAUUACAUAGUGUUAGAAUGAUCCUUCACUUGUCCUGUACCUUUCUUCUACUGAAUUUAUGAAGACUUCUUUACACCAGGACUUCAUAUCCUUCCACAGUCGCAACUUGUCACUGGUACAUUUUGACUCCGAGACAUGUGUUCUUAUUUAGAAGUUGUAACGCGGUGAUGUGUGCGUCCUCCGCAGCACGCCACUCGCUCGGCCGUGGUCUCCGGAUGACGCCGCGUCGCCUCCGUAGGCAGUCAGCAUCUUGUCACAGAAAGCACUAUGAAUCAUACGUUAUACAAACACGCACAUUAUAAUAUAUAAACUAUGGCGUAAAGGUUGUACACAGUCUUUGUUAAGUGAGUAAUAACCACUAUUUGAACAUCCCCCGCUCCCGUAAUUAUAAGCAUUAAACAUUUUAUUUUACGUACCAAGUCUGAGAAUGUGUUCGAACAAUUUGUUCUGUUAACAAGCCUAAAAUAUACAUAGCAUAUAAUGAGUUCUGUUUUCUUUGUUAAGUUUGUUUCUAAAUGGUGUCACCAAAUAAACUGUAGAAGACAGAAAUCUUAAGUAUCACUAGAAUGUUGAUGUACGGAGUAGAAUCGUCUUCAUUACAUUAACAACCAGACGAGUCUCUUGAAGGUAUGCUACUCAUUUUUAAAAAAAAAAAGUAAUAAUAACUAUCCUAAUAAAUAUUCAUGAUCAAAAAUGCACCUGUGCGAUAAAUAAUUUUAAAUUACCUUAAGAUACAUGUAAACUGUAGUUGCUCCUUUGAAAUAACUAUGAAUUUUAGAUGUUAGACAUCCGACAGAGAAACUGAGCUACGGCAAAGAUCAUCAUAUCAAAGACUGGUUUCCCUCUGUCUGCUAGUGUGUCUGGCGGCACACUCAGUUCCUCACACAGCCCGUGUGCUGGCUCGUGAGGACGGACUUCACAAAAGUUGAUUCACAUCUACUAAUAAUACUAACACAUAUUUCUCACAUACUUUUCACUCAUAUUUACAUCCGAUCCAGGGGUUUUUUCCGUUCUCCAAGAAAUAUAUUUUUCUUCAAAAAACUUAAUUUAGAAGAAUGAAAAAUGAGAUAAGACAUAAAAUAUAACAAAAAAAUUGUAAUCGAAAACUUGUAGGAAUAGAAGUGUUAUAAUGUGUGGACAACGUAGCUGAAGUGUAAAUUAUAUUUCAUUUUCCACCUGGGUUGUAUAGUUUGAAAACUAAGCAUAACUCAGACAUUAGUAGCUAGCUGUCAGCCUAAACAUGUGCAUGCAGAGACUGUGGGUGAGUUACACGCUCCCGGCCGGGCGGGCUCGCGAACGCGCGGUGGCGACCUAGCCGCACGGUGAGACCACGCGCGUGUCCCGGCAUCACACAGCUUGCGACUGGUGCGCCCUCCAGCUCCCAGCAGCCUGCCGCGAGACGCGCAGCCCGACGCAGUCUUUCAUGCGAUCAGAUGUAGCUUCCUUCGUGCAGGUUUCGCGUCGCCCCACCAACAACCACUACUGCUAGUCGGCCUGCAUCUCAGGUUCUCAGCCGCGUCAGCACGGCGAGGCAGACUGAAAGCCAGUGCAGAGCUCUGGAACAGUCGCGUGCGAAAGAGACUUGGUCCUUCCUACAGUGAAGGGUGUACAGUCAAGCGGCCAACACUCCCGCUGCUAACCUCAGCUGCGCAAUCAGCCACUGGCACUGCUGUGUUUCCUGUUGUAUAGCAGUUUACACUUCAAAUUUCACAUGUACAUCUCCCUUAUGAUUGUUUGAUCUGUAUUCUCUCCAAGGCAGCUUAUUACAAUUGGUUUUAAAUACAUACCACUUUACUCUGUGCUUAUUUUUCUUUGGUAUUCCCAUUGAAACUAAACUGAAGUUCAUUAUCCAACAAAUCGCUAAUCCAGCAGGGCUCUGGAGCGGAACACGCCAGAUGUUUGUGCAACAAGGUGUAGUGCGUCUCAACCCUGCGUAGCGGUCAGGGUGACCACGACUGGGGCGUGUUGGUUGCUAGGCCGCGCUUCGCAAGCUGCUGUGGCUACAAGUGGAGCAUGGACCAGUUGCAAACUGUCAGCUAUUUACUAUUGUUACAGUUUGGUGCAGAAAUAUUUCAAACCCACCUUCAACUCCUCACCAAAUGAAAAUAAUUUUUUAAACAUCUCAUAUCUGUCUACACAUGCAGUUCCACGUAUAGAUAAUUCUCGAGGAGUUGCACGUAAAACAAAAUAAAUAAUUUGUGUUUCCCAGAGUUAGCUAGCUAUGAAAAUUAGUUGAACAGAGAAAAAUAAAAUGAUGAAUGGAGCAAAAAUGGUUGCAAGUGUUUAAUAACUGUAUGUUCUGUACUUCUGUACACAGGACAGCUUGUGUGGGCAUGAUUCGUUCACGUAGCAACGUUACCGUUGACAUUUGGUCAGCUCAGACACUUCUCCCCUCCACUAGUCCGUGCAUCACCACCACAUACCAACUGCGCCCUUCAUUUGCAGUGAUAACUACUCUGUUGCUCUAAACCCUAAAAGAGAUUAUAUUUUCUUCGAGUUUGCAUUGGCUGAAAUGUCCGGUUGCUGUGUGCAAAACUGCUGAAUGAGACGCAGCUUCUAAUAAAAAUUUCACUCAUCAUUUUAAAAUUUAAUUAACUGAAGACACUUUUGAUGUGAAUUUUACUCAUCUUGCAAUUAUGGUGGCUUUUACAAAAACCUUGACAGUUCCAGUAAUAAAAUAUUUUUCACUUGAAAUUUUACUGUACCAUCACUCAGAUACAAUAAGUGAUAAGAAUUAAUAAGCAAUAACAUUAGUAGUGUAAAUCUUUUUUAAAUAUGGCUUUAAAUCUUAUAUAAUACAAUUUUAGUUUUUGUUGUGUGAAAUUAUUUUUGAUUAGCAGAGUAACGUUGCUUUGUAAACCAAUCUUGUAUCUCAUGAUCUUUAAGUUACAGCAAAAAUUAUGUUGCUUCAAGUAUGGUUUAUUCAAAACAUGUGUAUAGUGCUUUAGUGGCUCAAGUUUUGAGCAUGCUUCACAAGUUUAGGAAUUACCUCAUCUUGCAUUCCACACACGAAGUAGCUACUUGGUUUGGAAAGGCAGCACACUGCAGGAAAUACUUAUUUUCUGAGAAUCAUUAUAAUCAUUGUAACACACAUGAGAAGACAAAUAUCCCUUAUAUGCUCUAGAAAUGUUAAUAAAUUAAAUAUUGUUGUUGGAAGACAGAAAGAUUUUAGACUUUGGAAUGUGAAAAAAUGUCACAUUUGUAAUUUUCAUUAUAGUUGUUUCGUUAGAUUGUUGCCUGUGUUCUCAGAGUUGUAAAUAGCUAUUUAUAACAAAAAAAUUAAUUUUACAGAAAACCAGGUAUUGGAUUUGUGGGGAUUUUAAAUAAAAAAAGAUGAAAGUUGAUGAAAGUUGGAAACAAGAAUGGAUUUUAUAUACUGCAUAAAGAAAUAUGUAUGCACGAAAUGUCCAUAAAAUGUUACAUGCUUUGUGUAUAUCAAACAAAACGUUGUUUUUAUAUAUCAAAAUAUAACAUGGCAAAAAAAAGGAUUUAUCAAUGGAGUUGUUAUAUGCUUGUUUAGAAAAUGUUUAUAUGUAACGAAAUCUGACACCCUGGCAGAGAAACGAGGCGAAUAAAUGAUGUUCAAGUUA